This is a messenger RNA of Apis mellifera (honey bee), 1225 nucleotides long. RefSeq names its product mitochondrial intermembrane space import and assembly protein 40-B. Gene Ontology annotation, cellular component: mitochondrial intermembrane space. Bases 589 to 1059 code for a protein of 156 amino acids. NCBI's taxonomy places the organism in Eukaryota, Metazoa, Arthropoda, Insecta, Hymenoptera, Apidae. The transcript has 2 exons. Gene Ontology annotation, molecular function: protein-disulfide reductase activity. Gene Ontology annotation, biological process: protein import into mitochondrial intermembrane space. The record is from RefSeq and is a predicted model, not a curated record.
CUAUGAAUCGCAUAAUGUGGCUGCUCUUUAUGAGAAAGGCAUGGGUGAAAUGCCGUAAUAUUUGUACGAAACAUCUUCAAACGUGCUUAAAUUCGUGAAUAUUAAAUGUGAGUCGGGAGUUGGUGUUAAGUGUACUAUGUAUUAUUUAGACGUUUCUCUAAUAUUACCACAUAAUCCUGGUCUUGAAGUGUCAAGAGUUUAUUUAAAGAAAAACAUUCUUGAGUCAUUAAAACAAUUAUUUGGUGAAGAAGGGACUAAGUAUACUAUUGAUAUCCUAAAAUAUAAUCCAAAAGAACUUAGAUGUGUUUUAAGGUGCACUGAUGAUUGUUAUGUACGUUUAAGAGCAGCAUUAACCUUAAGUGACAAAUACGAAGGACAAUCUUGCACUUAUAUUAUUCAUCGUGCUUCGCCAAAUUUAUUAUCAUUUUGUGCCGAUAGUAGGAAUUAUAAACAUUGAAAUAUAAAGAUUCUGGAUAUAAAAACAACUUAAGUUUGAAGAAAAACCAACUUAAUUCACUUACAUCAUUUUUAAAAAGGAAAAUAUUGAUUUUUUUGUUUUGUAUUAAUUUUUUUAUUAAUUAUUCAACAAUGCCAUUCGUUCAUAAGGAAGGUAAAGAUACUAUAAUCUUUGCUUCAAAGGAAGAUCAUGCAACACCCAGUAAAAUAGAUCUUCCAGAACCAGAACCAAGUCCUGGUCUCUUGUUAGCAAGUGGAGAAAUCAAUUGGAAUUGUCCGUGUUUAGGAGGUAUGGCUACUGGACCGUGUGGUUUGGAAUUUCGAGAAGCCUUCUCUUGUUUUCAUUAUUCAACCGCAGAACCAAAAGGUUCGGAUUGUUACGAUGCAUUUAAAACUAUGCAAUCGUGUAUGGUGCAGUAUCCAGCAUUAUAUGGAAAGAAAGGAGGAUCUUUAGAUGAUUUAGACGAUGAAGAAGAUCCAAUGGAUGAACAUAAAAAAAAAUUAGAAAAUGAAAACAAAGUCACACAUUUAGAAUCAAAAGUAAAAGAAGUUCCUCAUAGUUCUAGUAUCGAAACAGGAAUAGAACAAACUAAUGUUAAAUGAAUGAUUUGUUUGUUUUUGUCAGUAAAUAAAUAAUUAAUGCAUUUGCAUUACAAAGUUAGAGUAAAUUUUUACUAGAAUUUAAUAAAAGGAGAAUUUCUAAAGUUCUUACGAGAAAAACAGGUUGUGCAAGAAAGCAUUUUUAAAAUAAAAUAUCUUUAAAUAUUGU